AUGGCGGAGUACAAGCUGGCGGUGGAUUCUAACAACAAGGCCACAGAGCUGCCGCUACUAAGGGUUUGCGGCACUGUUCAGCAGAACCCUCAUAUGCGAGCUUUCUGGGCCUCGACCAUAUCUUUCUUUCUUGCUUUCUUGGGCUGGUUUGCCCUGGCGCCGCUAGCCUUGGAAGUUGCGACCAGCAUCGAGAUGUGCGAGAACCAGAUCUACCCUCCCACGGAGUUCCCAACCCGACCCGCCUACUUGAAGUUCAAGAACUUGAAGAGUGGGCUGACCUAUU
This is a messenger RNA of Symbiodinium pilosum, 283 nucleotides long. Lineage: Eukaryota; Dinophyceae; Suessiales; Symbiodiniaceae. The record is from the annotation of a GenBank genome assembly.